UAAAAGGAUUUUAAAUAUAAAAAAUAAAAAAGGUGUAGCUAUGUUUACUGACAAUGUAUACAAGAAUGCAUAACAUAGACGUUAUAACAUUACCCCAAUAGUUAGAGAGGAAUCAUUAGGUGUUGGCACGCAGGAGUAGAACAAUAAAGAUGAUAAAAUGGGUGAAUGACUACAUUUAUUUGAAUCAAAUUUUUGGUUCCAAGUUAAUCUUACACAUUGUUUUUUUUUAUGUGUAUUAUUGGGGUAAAGGAGCAUACAUUUUAGAGAAGCUUGUAACCUGAAGGUUCAACAUUUGAGUCCAGUGUUUUAAUUGCAAUUAACUCAUUGGUAAUGUAAAUAAAAACAUCACCAUUCACUAUCUUGAAAAUAUAUUCCUUCAAAUUAUUUCACAUCAGAUUUUCUGAGAAAUUUGAGUUAUGAUGAGAUUGCUUUUUAUUUUUUAUUAGGUUAGUAAUUGAGUAGUAUCUUUUAGAAACCUAUGCUGAGCAGCUCGUUUUGGAUAUGGCCAACAUCACUUUCUGAUGCUGCCACAUGGAGUCAAGGGCCAAAGUCUGCAGUGGAAGUGAUUUCUCUUCAAGUAUCAAACGUUUCAUCUAUAAUACUUUGUUAUGUGAAUACUCACUAAGGAUGGGAAACCGCAUUUAUGUAUAAAACAUGGUACAUACUUAGGAACUUCACUUAAUGAAAAGGCUAAACUAUGCGAAAGAAAAUACAAAAAAUAAAGAUUAUAAAAGGCGAUUAUCCCUACUGAGAUAAAUUCAUGUAUGAAAAAUAUGACACAGAGAUCAUCAGGCUACCAGGGUCGCUUUAGCUUGUUCCUGUUGUUUUAUUAUCAUUCACUCACAAACAAAGCUACAGACUAGCCGUUGCUAGCACUGUUAGCAUUGUUAGCACCACGAUCCGAGCAAGGGCUAUUAGAGAACACUGUUGUGCCUGAGAACUACAUUUGGAAGAUAUGGUCCCGACACAGACCACAUCCAUGCGCCGUUUACACAAAAGCUCAGAGGAGCACACACUGCUACCUGGCAUGUAUACUGAUCAUGAUCUCCUGCUCUGGACCAGCUUCCUCUCUUCACGGCCCUCCGGUGACUUCAAGUCAGAGUUCUGCUUUCUCUGCCACACGAACCAGCAGCAUGGAGGGAGGCAAGCAGAAGGCGGUGACCUUCAACAGGCUCAUGGUCAACAUUGGAGGGGAUUUUAACCCAGACACUGGGCAAUUCCGCUGUCGCGUCCCCGGGGCUUACUACUUCUCCUUCUCUGUGGGGAAAUUCCCAAAGAAAAUGCUUUCUGUGAUACUGGCGAAGAACGGAGAGGAGGUGCAGGCCAUAGCAUAUGACGACUACCGCAAGAAAGGAAGGAAAAUUCAAAGCCAAAGUGUUAUGAUCAGUUUAAAGGAAAUGGACACAGUGUGGCUGCUUUUGCAGCGGAGUCCUCAAUAUGCUUUGUACAGCAACGCUGGCCCUUACAUCGCCUUCUCUGGUUACCUCGUCUAUCCUGACAUCUCCCCAACCAGCUACAUCAGCAACCAUCUGUCCACAUCAGGGCCGUCCUACCCAAACUGCCCCCCUCAGGCUGACCCCUUGUCCAGAGGUCACACAUCAGAGCAGCCAAGGUCAGCCUUCUCUAUGGCACGGACCUCCACACUCAUAGGUCAGAGUAUCAAGCAGCAUGAAAAGCCACCUAUGACCUUUGAUGUGGAAUACGUCAACAUCGGGGGGCAUUUCAACAAAACCUCCGGCCUGUUCACCUGCCAAUACCCAGGCGCAUACUUCUUUGCCUUCACUGUGGGGAAACACCCUCGUAAGGCUGUUUCUGUGAAACUGAUGAGCGGGAAGGGCGAGGUGCAGGCCAUGGUGUUUGAUGAGGAUACGUCGAAGAGGAGGGAGAUGCAGAGUCAGAGCCUGCUGCUGUCUCUCCGUCGGGGCGAGAGUGUGUGGCUAUACAGUCAGCAGGAUGAGCGCUACGCUGUCUACAGCAACCAGGGGAGGUACACCACCUUUUCUGGCUUCCUGGUUUACCCUGAAGCAGAAACACUCCCACUUCCCACCACCCAGGACAGAACUCAACGCUAAAUGUCUUUACCCUUCAUAACAGAGUCUGAUGUUUUUGUAGAAGAUCUGUUUAUUAUUUCUUUGUAGAUCGAGCAUAAAAAGAAUUCUGUGGUCAGUAUGGUGUUACUACGUUGGUACUGCUUUGUUUGUUUGCUUCUGUAACCCUAUAAUGUAACUCAUGGGAGGAUAUCUGUUGCCAAAUUACGCCACAAGAUGGAGCUGUAAUACAAAAAAGGACAUUAACCUGCAUGCAACAGGGUUAUUUAUGUCCUUGAAGUGUAAUUAACUGUAAGACAUCACAAUAAGAAAAAUAUAUUUUAAAUAACAACUCGUUCAUUAAGUAAUACAGUUGGGUUUUUGUUUACAGACGUAUUUUAUUUGUAUUUUAAAUGGAAAAAAUAGUAUUGCCUGUUAAGAAAUAUUGUGUAAAUGAUGUAUAGUUUAUUAAAAUCUGCUCACUGUAAAAAAUAGAUACAGAUGUGAGUGGUGCUCAUGUGAGUGGUGUUCAUUUGAGUCAUGUCAUCGACGUAGUAUUGCAAAAUUCAAUUGUAGAUAUAUCUGUAUCUCUUGUGAUGUUUUUAUUUCAAGAAACUAAAUAAAUGUAAACAAUUUACUGAAUUCACAAGGUCUUGUUUCUUAUGCUAAUGACAUCAUUUCUUACAUAUUGUUCAAAUUACCGGUCUGUUUAAUUGACAUGUCUGCACUAAAAUGUAAAACUAUAGACUGAUACAUGAUUCAUUACUUUAAUAUGUACACAGUACUGCUUUCUACUGUUAGCUCUCCAUGCCUUGGUGUUGCUGCUGCACCUUGCAUCAGUGCUACAACACUACAGCAACUACAGCAAAUAAAAGCAGUAUACAAAAAAGGAAGUUAGAUAAGAGUCAGCAGCAAAUCGUAAAUAUAUUUUAAUUAUCAAAAAGGAAUUAUCUGUGCAAAAACACAGUUAUGCUCCUGCAUUUGAGGUGCAUUACUGAUACCCCACUGAAAUGAAAUAUCAGCUCUUACAA
Messenger RNA from Trematomus bernacchii (emerald rockcod), 3058 nucleotides. RefSeq lists its product as uncharacterized. The transcript is spliced from 2 exons. The record is from RefSeq and is a predicted model, not a curated record. Gene Ontology annotation, molecular function: protein binding. Bases 1041 to 2072 code for a protein of 343 amino acids. NCBI's taxonomy places the organism in Eukaryota, Metazoa, Chordata, Actinopteri, Perciformes, Nototheniidae.